AUGGCCGGCAAGAAGUGCGUCGAGAUGCUCUCCAACCUCUACAAGGGCUAUGGCCAAACGAAGAGCUUUAUGAAAACGGCUGGCGCGAUGCGCGUCAUCUCCGCCGACCAAGGCAAGGUGAAGAUCGAAUUUGACGUCAGCGACGAAAUGACGAACGCUUUUGGCACCCUCCAUGCAACAAACACUGCUCUACGGACGCUCGGACGUGACGACGGUGUCUCUGUAGAUCUGCACGUCAGUUUCCUCGGAAGCGCUAACGUUGGCGAGACAAUCGUGAUGGACGUGGAAGUGCUGAAAGCGGGUCAAUCGAUGGCAUUCAGCCGGGCGGACUUGUAUGUGAAAGAAACCGGGAAGAAAGUGGCCACUGGCAAUCACACGAAAUCGCUAUCCAAAAACAAGUUG
Mesorhabditis spiculigera is the source of this 402-nucleotide messenger RNA. The record is from the annotation of a GenBank genome assembly. NCBI's taxonomy places the organism in Eukaryota, Metazoa, Nematoda, Chromadorea, Rhabditida, Rhabditidae.